AACUGGAGAAACCAAAAAAGGGGAGGCACAAGCCUGUGAUGUGAAAUGUGCGUUUGGUUGAAAUGUUCAUGUUUUUUUUCACUUAGAAACGCGUGAUGAACUAUUCGGCUUGUCAUCCCCGUAAUGUGGAGGGAGACGGUAAAGUAGGAGGCGCGCCCGCUCCGAGCUGCGUGGGUGUCCGAGCUUUCUGGCUUACGGUCGGAAAAAAGUGCGAAGUGGUGUGAGAGCAAUUGGGAAAACAAGAAAACCAAAGGAAAGGGGAGAUGAGAGCAGCCCGGUUCAUGUACCCCGCAAAGGAUCACCGCCUCCCCGCCUAAAACGGGCUACGGCAGCAUUACGCGCGUCGUGCGAGUGUUUUGCUGGAUUAUUCAACUAAUUCGCAAAGACAUCACAUGUCUGCGUAAAAAUGAUGGACACCAAAUAUCUGUUGAUAUGUUGCUGCAUCCCGGCAGUGCAAGGACCGCUUUAAUUUCAAAGGAGCACAGAGGAUAUUUUCGUUUCACAGCUGAACAACAUAUCGGAAAAAACUGGAAGAAUAUCGAUUGUCAGGCAAAUCCCUAAAUUGGAUAGCAAGCACACUGGCGCAUCUCGAAACGGAUUUGCACGGAAAUUUAACGACUGUCAUAAAAUGAGAAUAUUUGACAAGCGAUUGCCUGUAUAUCUCUAAUUUCUAUCAUAAUUCUUAUCAUGGCUUGGCUCCUAACAAAACAGACAAUACUGAAGCUUGGGCGCCCAUAUCUUGCCUUUGAGGAGCGUACUUUGCAGCAACUUGAAUACUCACACGGUGAUCCACACAAGAGACUGUAUUUAACAGACAAGACGCCGCAAAAGUAGCCUAAAUUAGAAGAAAAUAAUGCAAAUGCAGAGCUGUUUUAAGUGCUUUGAAACUGAUCUUUUGAAGUGGUGACGGUCCGCUAUUUUACGUGUUUUAACCAUGUAUAACUGUUUUUUCACUCUUCUCACCUGGAUGAAAUUUCUUUGGAUUUCCUGACUUAUUUUUGAUUGGAUAUCAUUUUAUUAUUGCUUGAAAACAAUAAAUCCAACCAACCGCAUCUUCUCUUUCUACGUAUCACGACGUAAAGAUCUUUGAUGUCAGGCAAGGAAAAGGAGUCGCCAUGACGAGUGAGGAGUUUCCCGGAACCUUGGGGGUGUCUCACACUGGAGCGGGCGUGUGUGAGGACUAUGUCCCUGCCCAGCGGGAGGAGGCCAUCGAGGACCUGGGGCAGGGCGAUGAUGCCGCCAGUGACCUGAGCACCCUAGUGAUGCCAUUCCCCGAGCUGGCCCCUGUGGUCUUCUUCUGCCUCAAGCAGACCACCUACCCUCGGAGCUGGUGCAUCCGCAUGGUCUCCAGCCCGUGGUUCGAGCGCGUCAGCAUGAUGGUUAUCCUGCUCAACUGCGUGACGCUGGGCAUGUACCAACCCUGCGAGAACAUAGACUGCUCCUCUGACCGCUGCCAGAUCUUGCAGGCCUUUGACGCCUUCAUCUACAUCUUCUUCGCCGUGGAGAUGGUCGUAAAAAUGGUGGCCCUGGGUAUCUUCGGGCAGCGCUGUUACCUGGGCGACACGUGGAACAGGCUGGAUUUCUUCAUCGUGAUGGCAGGCAUGGUGGAGUACUCCUUGGACCUGCAGAACAUUAACCUGUCAGCCAUCCGGACAGUGCGUGUCCUCCGGCCCCUGAAAGCCAUCAAUCGGGUACCGAGCAUGCGCAUCCUGGUGAACCUGCUACUGGACACGCUCCCCAUGCUGGGCAACGUGCUGCUGCUCUGCUUCUUCGUCUUCUUCAUCUUCGGCAUCAUCGGCGUGCAGCUGUGGGCGGGGCUCCUGCGCAACCGCUGCUACCCCGAGGAGAACUUCACGCUCUCCCCCGGCAUCACCCUCCCCACGCCGUACUAUCAGCCAGAGGAGGAUGAUGAGCGGCCCUUUAUCUGCUCGCUGGCGGCCGACAACGGCAUCAUGUCGUGCCGAGACGUGCCGGCGCGGCGGGAAGGCGGCCGCGAGUGCUGCUUGGAUAAGGAGGACGCGUUGCAGCGCCAGGCGCUGGGCCUGGGACCUGAGCCGCUGGUCAACAGCAGCGUCAGCGCAGCGGGCCUCUGCGUCAACUGGAACCAGUACUUCACCCGCUGCCAGACUGGCCACAGCAACCCGCACAAGGGAGCCAUCAACUUCGACAACAUCGGCUACGCCUGGAUCGUCAUCUUCCAGGUGAUCACUCUGGAGGGCUGGGUGGAGAUCAUGUACUACGUGAUGGAUGCUCACUCCUUCUACAACUUCAUUUACUUCAUCUUGCUCAUCAUCGUGGGCUCCUUUUUCAUGAUCAACCUGUGCCUCGUGGUCAUCGCCACCCAGUUCUCGGAGACCAAACAGCGGGAGCACCAGCUGAUGCAGGAGCAGCGGGCACGCUGCCUGUCCUCCAGCACACUGGCCAGCCUGGCUGAGCCGGGCGACUGCUACGAGGAGAUCUUCCAGUACGUGUGCCACGUGCUGCGCAAGGCGCGCCGCCGCUCUGCCGCCCUCUUUAACGCGCUGCGCGGCCGGCCACCACCACCAGGGGGUGGUAGAGCACGGGUGGGCGGUCCUGGAGGGAAGGCCAACGUGAACGGCGGACACCAGCACCAUCACCACGAGCAUUGCUGCCCGGAGUGUGCCACGGCUCCAUCGCUCACGGAUGAGGACCGGGGUGUGGACGCUACGCCCGGUGAGGGGGCGGAGGAGGAUGCGGUGGAGGAAGCCGAAGGGGAGGGCGCGCGGCUGCGGGAGAGCGGAGAGGAGGAAGCGGGGAGUGCGUCCAGCAAGAGGGCCGUGCCGUGCCACGGGCGAUGCAAGGAACUGUGGAAGAAGAUGAAAGCCAAGCUCUGGGGCAUCGUGGAGAGCAAGUACUUCAACCGAGGAAUUAUGAUCGCCAUCCUCAUCAACACCAUCAGUAUGGGCAUCGAGCACCACGAGCAGCCCGAGGAGCUGACCAACAUCCUGGAGAUCAGCAAUAUCGUCUUCACCAGCAUGUUCGCCCUGGAGAUGAUCCUCAAACUCACCGCUUUUGGCCUCUUCAGCUACCUGCGCAACGCCUACAACAUCUUCGACGGGAUCAUCGUGAUCAUCAGCGUGUGCGAGAUCAUCGGGCAGUCGGACGGGGGCCUUUCAGUCCUGCGGACCUUCCGGCUGCUCCGCGUGCUCAAGCUGGUCCGCUUCAUGCCGGCACUGCGGCGUCAGCUCGUGGUGCUGAUGAAGACCAUGGACAACGUGGCCACUUUCUGCAUGCUCCUCAUGCUCUUCAUCUUCAUCUUCAGUAUUCUCGGGAUGCACAUAUUCGGGUGUAAAUUCAGCCUGAAGACAGAUGCUGGGGACACAGUCCCUGACAGGAAGAACUUCGACUCCUUGCUGUGGGCCAUCGUGACGGUGUUCCAGAUUCUGACUCAGGAGGACUGGAACAUGGUCCUCUACAAUGGCAUGGCCUCCACCUCCCCUUGGGCGGCACUCUACUUCGUGGCGCUAAUGACGUUCGGGAACUACGUGCUCUUCAACCUGCUAGUGGCCAUCCUCGUGGAGGGUUUCCAAGCGGAGGGCGAUGCCAAUCGGUCCUACUCGGAUGAUGACAGGUCUUCCUGCAACUUUGACGAAACCGACAAGCAGAAGGAUCCUCUCCAGCUCUCGGACCCAAAGCUGUGUGCCCUCACUCCUAACGGGCACCUGGAGGUGGUGCCAGUGAAUGCUGGCAAAGGUGUGUACCCCCCCGAGCAUCUGACCUUCCCCCGGGGUUCACGGGAGAGCAGCGUGACGUCACUGGGCAAGGCCAGCCAGGAUCGCAGGUCUCUGCGCAUGGGGCGUAGUUCCCUCUACCACAACUGGGGGCGCCCUCUCCCUCAGUCUGCAUGGAGCCGGAGGUCCAGCUGGAACAGCCUGAGCAGGACCCCCCGGAGUCUUGGGAUGGGGGGAGGCAGCCUCCGAUCCCGCAGCCCUCGCUCCUUGCACGCGGCCGAAAACGAGUCCCUUCUCUCGCCACCUCUUCCUCCCCCAUCUCUGCUGUCCCGCCACUUCCCCCCAAACAGGGACAGACGGGCUCUGUCCCUAGAGCUCCCCGAGCUGCUGCAGGUCCCUGGGCCCCCGCUGGCCCUCCCCCGGGAGAAGAGCUUCUCGGGAGGCCUGAGCAGCCCAGGGUGGGCUGGGGACCACCACGACUGCAACGGGAAGACGCCGGCCCCCCAGGCCAAACUGCUCGGGGAGGUUUUCCCACAGCUCAACACAUGCAAGGAGAGACAGGAGCUCGAGGAUGAAAUAGACUACAGUCUCUGCUUUCGGAUCCAGAAGAUGAUAGAGGUGUACAGGCCAGACUGGUGUGAGACCCGGGAAGACUGGUCUGUCUACCUCUUCUCCCCACAGAAUAAGUUCAGGUUAACGUGUCAAUCUGUCAUUGCACAUAAGCUCUUCGAUUAUGUGGUGCUGGCCUUCAUCUUCCUCAACUGCAUCACAGUGGCUUUGGAGAGGCCCAAGAUCCACCAGGGAAGCCUGGAACGACUCUUCCUCACCAUCUCCAACUACAUCUUCACAGCCAUUUUUGUGGCAGAGAUGACUGUCAAGGUGGUAUCAAUGGGCCUGUACCUAGGAGAGAAGGCCUACCUGCGCAGCAGCUGGAACAUUCUGGAUGGGUUCCUGGUGUUUGUGUCCCUCGCUGACAUUGUGGUUUCCAUGGCCGGCGGGGCCAAAAUCCUGGGAGUGUUACGUGUGCUCAGGCUCCUUCGAACACUGCGCCCCCUCAGGGUUAUAAGCCGUGCUCCUGGAUUGAAGUUGGUGGUGGAGACCCUGAUCACCUCCCUGAAACCCAUCGGAAACAUUGUUCUGAUCUGCUGCGCGUUCUUCAUCAUCUUUGGCAUUUUGGGAGUCCAGCUCUUCAAAGGCAAGUUCUUCUACUGCUUGGGCCCAGACGUGAAGAACGUCACGAACAAGUCCGACUGCCUCACAGCCAAUUACAAGUGGGUCCAUCACAAGUACAAUUUUGACAACCUUGGGCAGGCCCUGAUGUCCCUGUUUGUGCUGGCUUCGAAGGACGGCUGGGUCAACAUCAUGUACCAUGGCCUGGACGCCGUGGGCAUCGAUCAGCAGCCCAUCACCAACCACAACCCCUGGAUGCUGCUCUACUUCAUCUCGUUCCUCCUCAUCGUCAGUUUCUUCGUGCUCAACAUGUUUGUGGGCGUGGUGGUGGAGAACUUCCACAAGUGUCGUCAGCACCAGGAGGUGGAGGAGGCCAAGCGGCGGGAGGAGAAGCGGCUGAGGCGCAUGGAAAAGAAGAGGCGGAAGGCACAGAAACUGCCCUACUACUCCAACUACAGCCAUGUGCGGCUGAUGAUCCACACCCUGUGCACCAGCCACUACCUGGACCUCUUCAUCACCUUCAUCAUCUGCCUCAACGUGGUGACCAUGUCGCUGGAGCACUACAGCCAGCCACGUUCUUUGGAGACGGCCCUCAAGUACUGUAAUUACUUCUUCACCACCACCUUUGUGCUGGAGGCCGUGCUGAAAUUCACCGCCUUUGGCUUCCGUCGGUUCUUCAAGGACAGGUGGAACCAGCUGGACCUGGCCAUUGUGCUGCUGUCAGUGAUGGGCAUCACACUGGAGGAGAUCGAGAUUAACGCCUCACUGCCUAUCAACCCCACCAUCAUACGCAUCAUGAGGGUGCUGCGGAUCGCGCGUGUGCUGAAGCUGUUGAAAAUGGCCACAGGAAUGCGAGCCCUCUUGGAUACUGUAGUACAAGCCCUGCCGCAGGUGGGGAACCUGGGACUUCUCUUCAUGCUGCUCUUCUUCAUCUAUGCUGCCCUCGGGGUGGAGCUGUUUGGAGAGCUGGUCUGUAACGUGGACUACCCCUGCGAGGGCAUGAGUCGUCACGCCACUUUCGAGAACUUCGGCAUGGCAUUCCUCACCCUCUUCCAGGUGUCCACGGGAGACAACUGGAACGGUAUCAUGAAGGACACACUGCGCGAGUGCCAGGCAGGCGAGUCUGCCUGCAACAGCAGCCUGCAGUUCAUCUCGCCGCUGUACUUCGUGAGCUUUGUGCUGACGGCACAGUUUGUGCUCAUCAACGUGGUGGUGGCCGUGCUCAUGAAGCACCUGGACGACUCCAACAAGGAGGCGCAGGAGGACGCCGAGAUGGAUGCUGAGAUUGAGCUGGAGCUGGCCCAAGGCGCCCUCUGUUGCAUGGGAGGUCUGGCUGGAGGCGCGGGCGGAGCCGUAGGAGGCGGUGACCGGCCGGGGGUUGAGGGAGGUGAGCGGCAGUGUGGCGUCACCAGCUCCAGUGGCAACCCUGGUGCCAGUGACCCCCAGCGAGGCCCCAACGACGCGCACCACCCACGCAAACUCUACUCCCCAGCCCAGGAGAACCUGUGGCUGGACAGCGUCUCGCUGCUCAUCAAGGACUCCUUCGACGGGGAGAUGCUGAUGAUCGACAACCUCUCGGGUUCCGUGUUCCAUCACUACUCCUCCCCUCCUGUGUGCAAGGACUGCAGCCGCCAUCCUCGAGAGAUUCGCCUGGCUGAGGUGGAGCAGGCGUCCCUGGCUUCGGAGCAGCUCUCUGACAAGUCCUCCUCGCUGGCGUUCCCCGAUGACCUGAGCCUGGACGACCACAGCGUGUACCAGCUGCUGAUGAGGGACAGCAAGGAGGAAGAAGAGGAUGGCAGCGGUCGCUCACAGAGCUCCAAUUCCCUGGGGGGCAGCCAGCCAGGGCUCAUGCCAUCGCAGGAUCAGAGCCCCCUAGUGAAGGCAGAGGGCAAAGCAGUCGGGGUGGAUCUCCACGCGCCGCCCUCGCCGUUCUCGCCGGCUCCAGCAGUUUCAGAAGCGGUUCAUUGCAACAGUAGCAAUAGUGGAGGAGGUGGGAGUGGCUCUUCUCCUCUCUUCCACCUUCCCACGGAGUUCUUCCAUCCCGCUGGGGCAGUUCGCCCAUCUAGCUCUGGGACAGGGUGCCUGCCAUCCAUACAGGGCUCUUGUCUCACAUCUCCUGCUUCCUGGGCCUCCCUCAGAUCCCCGGGGGCCGACAGUAGGGCCCUUGGCACACAGCAUCCAUCCCACAGUAACUCCUCCGUGGCCACAGGGAGCUCAGUGGGCAGCCUGCACGCCACGUUGGUGGAGGGUCUGAGCUUCAGCAUGUCAUCACCACAAGAUCUCGCCAUGCCUCUGCCUCUGCUCUGUACACUCCCUGAUAAGAGCCGCUGCCCCCCGAGACAGAUUCUGCGACCCUUUUUGGACCCCCUGUCUGAUCCUCCAGCUGUUUUUAACCUCCAGGCCACUAGGGGUCACCAGAGGAGUCAGAGCAGUGGAGGUGGCAGCACCAGCCCAGGGUGCAACAGACAGGAUUCAAUGGAUCACUCCGACGAUGAUCUAGGGAUUGGAAUCGGAGGCGGUGGGUCCAGUCAAGCCUGCAACAGCGAACACUUCUCAGAGACUCUGAGCAGCCUGUCACUAAACUCGCUGCUCAUGCCUGGCUCGCUGGCUCCCCUGCUGGCAAAAAAGUGCAACAGCACCGGGAGCCUGGAGCAAAGAGCUACGUCGCUGAGGGGAGUGGAAGGCAAUCCGUGCUACGGCACAGACCCCCAGGGCUACAUCUCCAAUCUUUGGACUGAAGAUAAAAGCGGAGAUGGAGUAGAGGCAGGGACACCAAGUUUGGGACAAAAAAGUACCACCGACACGAUGGUGUGGACGGUGGAACGUCUGCAGUGUUGCUGAGACAUUCUGGAAGCCCACUCCCGGAUACUUGAACUGUGGCAAGGCAGAAAGAACUGGCAGUAUUUUAGAGAAGAGGCUUUCCGAGGUUUCAGUACAGGGGACAUCACUUCUCCGGACAGCCCCCCUUUUUUGACUAUAAAUGAGGCAGGGAGACGAUCAGCCACUUUAACUUUGUUCUCUGAUCUAUGCCGUGUCAGCAAAGUGGAUGACAGGUGACUGCGAUGGUCCAGAGACGCUGAAGGAAGUGUGAACCUCCCAAGAAUGUCGCGGAUUCCCUGAAAGGAAGGUCAGGGAGAGCGAGUCACUGUGGGCCUUGAGGGACCGGCUUUGCUCCACCAUCGGUCUGCACCUGGAUGAGGACACCUGACAGGAGGACCUUGAAGGGAGAGAGAGAGCGCACCAUCCCAUCUGUAAACGGAAGUCUGGAAGGCGAUGGACUGCAGGAUAUAACCCAAUCCCCAUCACAAGACAGGGGUACAGUUUCUGGGUAAUGAGACAAAAGUGACAGUGAAGACUUUGCAUUCGAAAUGAGAUAAACAAAAUCAUCUCAGAGCCACAAAAAAAUGAAGAUGUCGGCACUGGAUUUCCAUGAACUUGUUAGUUUUCUGGGACAAUAGGAGAUCAGGAAUGAGAAAGAAAAAGACUGAAACACUGCCUUUGUCUCCUAACCCUUUGCCAGUGUUGCUUGUUUUUUGUAUCUGCUUUGCAAGUGGCUUCCAGAUUUGAGGUAGGAGUAAGGGUUCAUCAGUCAAGCAAAAAACAACAAAAUGAGGGGAAAGUCUUUGUCUGCACAAAAAAGGGUAGCACAUUUAACAAAGUACGCAUAGCUAGGGCUUUGAGUCCCCUUUUGGAUUUCAGAAAUUUAUUUCUCUUCCUGCAGGACAGCUGGGUUUUAAACAGAAAAAGAUCUGCUAUUUUGAGUGCCAUAUGAAAGAUUUAAGAUAUACUCAACUACAGAUUUUUAACACUUAUUUUUGCAUGGCUGUUAAAUACCAACAGGAUGAGUCAUACUGGAGAACUGUUUCAUGCAGUGAUGGUUCUUGGUAUGAUGAUAACUCUCUAGUCCUUUUGAUAUGUCACUGAAAGCAACAGUCAGCAAAUACCUAGAAAUAAAUAGAUUCUUUUAUUCAUAUUUAAACUUAUAUUGUAGCGACCCGAAAUCUGAUAUCUAACUGAUGCAUCCAUGGUAAGUGUUAUUCUAAUUAUGAAAGAUCCAAGCUAAUUGUGAAUUAUGGUCAACAGUUUAUGCUUGCGACUUAUGAAAGUGAAGAAGGUGUGUCUCUGUUUAGGAAUACCCUCAGAAAAUAGAAAAAGGUUUUUUUCUUUUUUCAUCAUCCCGUAGGAAAUAUUCCUGAUAAGAGUACAGUCUAUAUGUCUUGGUAGUGGAAAUAAAAUACAAACCAGAAGGGUGCUUUGAUGUUUUUGUCACCUGGCUGUUGGCUCUGCACAAGAUGUUUGUGUUGGCAGUCAGGUUUGUUUCGUGCCGUAAAUGAACAUUCGUCUGUAAGUGCUGAACGAACAGUUAUGUGUGCCCUUAGACAGCAACUUGUGUCAAAAAAGCUUUAACGUUUUAAGUUGUUUAGUGUUGGACCAAAACUUUGAACAUGACUGUAGCACUGGAAUUUUUCCAGGACUGAAGGCCAAACAUUCCCAAAAUGCAUCACUGCAAAAUGCAUCACUGACUGCAAAUACCCCAUGCAAACUGCAUAACUGGAACUCAGGACUGGACAGGGUCCUUCAGAAUGUUCUGCAGCAUUCGGGCAAAAAAUUUGAACUAUAAGACUGUAUGACAGGGGUGAUCAAUCUUAUCCGCAAAGGGCCGGUGUGUACAGGUAUGUAGGUUUUUGGGAUAACCUGUAGGUCAGCUGUUCAAACCCAGGCCAUUUGCUGGCAGCCAAUCAGUCCUCUAAUUAGUAAUCUAAUUAGGGAGUUGCAGCGAAAACCUGCAUACACACCGGCACUUUGCGGAUAAGAUUGGCCACCCCUGCUGUACGAGGUAGCGUGAUCUGUGUGGUUGGUGGGUGCCUGGCAAGUUCCCCGCGUUUGGUCUGCAUGGCUGUACUCGCUGUCAUACUGGAGCACUUGGGUGGUACAGCAGCGCCCAACCUUUUCUUGUUUUUUAGCUUUGACCUUGUGUCCUAGCAUAACGCUUCACACAUGCAGUACAUACAUGUAGCAUGGUCCCGAACAGGAGCUACACACAAGCGUGAGAACCAGCCAGGUUCUCCGGAGGCAGCGAUGGCGUGACCCCCUUAUCUGCGACUUUCUCUGCUCCGCGAGGGUAGCGUUUGACAGCCCCGGCUGAACGCCGUGGUGUCACAUUAUGGUGAAUUAAAUCGCAAUGAAAGCAUAGCGGCACUGGGGGGUUGGGGGGGGGGGAUAAAGGGCCACGGACGCCCUAGCAACCGUGCUUAUCGACCAGCUCCAGCUGACCAUAGAUUAGAUUUAAUGCUGUGUCAGAGAAGAUCUGUGUCAGCUGAGGCAUUAUGUGUCAUUACUGGAAUUCAUAGCAGGGAACAAGGCGUGUUAGAACUUCAUUUUGUGUUGGAUGGCCGCAGUCCUCUUCAAGUCACCAUUUUCCUUUUGAGACUGUUGCGGGCUCCUUUAUUUAGCGUGAUAAAUAAUUUGUAGAUGCGUGGAGCCGAACUCCUUCACCCGACUUGCUCAGAGAUGGAGCUGUUUUAUUUACGAUGUCCGAAUGCAGACACGUUAAAAGCCUUGGCGGAACCCGGCCCAGUCUCAUGAGGUGGUCCUCAGGCAAGCAAAUGUGCCUGCAGGGCCGCUCAUGCGAGGGUAACACGCCCCGUCUCCUCCCCAGCGCCGCAAGGGCACCGUCUGGAGCGACUCAGCACAAACGCAGUCAGUGUUCGCAUGCACACAUGCCAGUGCACCGCUGCUAUUCAUAACCGCCCCGCCCCGCCCCCCGCAUCUCCUGACGUCUUCCAAAAUGCCCCCUCGGCCUGCCCCUUCUGACCACUUCCUGGGCCUCGGGGCCCAGAUUACUUGCAUACCACCUCCCCAGGCUGGUGCUAGGGACGCGGUACUGUAGUCCUGCUAAUUAACCUACUAAUGGCUUGACGGUGAGAACGCUGGGUGCCGGAACCGGAAAGGAGUGUUGAGAAACCGUAGCAAAAUUAGGAUUCUGUUUGUAUUUACAUUGCUGCCCCGAGGUCCCUGUUUUGGUGACGUCGUACUGCUUAGACUGAGGUUUUAUUUAGUCUGUUUUGCACAAGAAAGCGACUUUGUCAUUGGAUUGUAGUCGCUGGGGUCGCCGAGGCGGCGUUGCUACGGGCCCCAGUACAGCUCACUACACACAGCCCUGAGUGGCUAAUAAAUGUCUGCGUUCGGUUUCUCUUAAGCAGCAGCCAAGCAAUGUAGCGUAGUUACUGUGGCAUGUAUGCAGCACAGCGGCGCUCUAUUCCCGUCGUAAGUCACACACCUCCGCUGAUAGUUUGGAGAAAAGGGCGACCGCUAAACUGGCUGGAAUAUAGCAUUUAUUAGGGCUGGUUGGAGAAUUAGCACUGUGCAGAAUGGGGUGCUCUCGGAUCGGAACGCCGGUAAUGAACCCGCCUGUGAUACGAGGAGAGUAAUCGAGCAUUGCUUUGGGUGCUGUUGGAAUUGAAUGACCAGUGUAGCUCCCAUUUCCCUCCGACAGCUAGCUGUUUGGCUCGCCGCGUUAACCUGAUCUGUGCCGUCUCUUUCAAUUUCGAGAGGACGGCGUGAAACACUCUGCCUCAGUGCUGGAGGGAACGUUUGGCCUGACAAGUCGGCGCUCUGUCUUUCCAGCGAGACAAACAGAACACUUCUCUUAUAUGAGCUUCAAAUAUUUCUGGUCAUACUUUAGUCUGGAGAGGCCUUCUGGAUGUCCCCGCGAUUGAUUUUUAUGUUCCAUUAUAUACAUCCAAAUUGUCAGUUAAACUGUAAUAACCAGCAUAAAAUAGAAUAAGAAAUUGGACACAAAAUAUAGCUGAAACAAACACAACUAUACGUGAAGUACACAUUGCAGUAACUAGGACUAAAUAAAAAAUGAAAUUGGACACAAAAUAUAUUCAGGAUAAAAUAUAAAUAUAUGUAAAGUACCUCGUACUUUUUUAUACCUCUCUGUGCUCUGAGUACAUAAUUAUCAUUAUUUGAUGUCAUUACGUUUAGAGAUGUUUUCAACACUUUAUGCUGGCUUUUGACAAGACUAGUUAUUAUGGUUCAAAUUGGCAAUUCAGGUCUGGUACAGGGGUAGAGAUGUUGGUGGAGUGUUUUUGACUUUUGGAGUAAAAUUGAGUACUCUGGGGACUGCUUUCAGAGGCUCUGCUGAAAGUGAAAUCUCCCCGAUGUAUUUUGGUAAAAAGACUCAGCGAAAACAAAACAAAUCAAUGUGAUCCAAAGUUUGAUCCACAGAGUGUGCAGAAUUAUAGAUUUAGGGGUCGGUCUUACAAUAGCAUAGUGACUCGUUUUGUGGGGGUAAAUAUGUAGCGGGAAAAUAAAUCAAACCAGCCUGGAAAUUCAUGCAGCGUUAAAAACAACAGGAUACUUCAAAUCCGAAAUGUCAUGGCCACAGAUGCAGGAAAUCUGUUGCAAAUGAUCUUUUUUAUCUCAUUGGUUUUGGCAACCUUCCGAGCAGGUAAAACAGCAAACAGUGUAAUCUAAGCCAGUGCUGGAAAGACCUUGUAAAAGGGUGAUCUUAUCUACAGUCCUGUGUGUGUGUUUUGCGUGUGUGUAGCGUACGGUUUACACACAAGGCUGCGAGGUUCACUCCUUUCAGAUCUGCAAUGAUGCGUCCCUCUUGAUACGUGACCUUUUUAUUACAGUGUCAUGCUCUAUGUACAUAACAGCUGAAACUGGAACACAUCCAGGUCACACUGGGACUGGGGGGGAAAGGGGGGGGGGGUUGCAGCUUGAAAAAUAGAAGAAAAACAGGGCUCGGAGAACAGCUGUCGGGGCACAAGAGACCUAGUGAGAGAGAAAACAGGUGUUUUAUGGGUAACUGAUUGCAGAUGAAAGACGCUUGUCACCUGACUCUGCCACGCCCCUAGAGAUCCAUGCCCUCCCUAAUAAUACACUCAGAUACUCUUUUUUCCCAGCAGAAGUGCUUUUUUCUUCUUAAAAAAUAAGGCACCCCUGCGUCCCAGUCCACUGCAGUGUCUCUCGCACGCAUCAGCACGUCAGUGUGUUUAUUCAUGCUGUGUAUUAGCGGGCAUGCUGGGAUAUCACACAGAGCACAAGUGUGUGUGUAUGUGCAUUUGUGCGUGCGCACGCAUGCAUGUGUGUGAGUGCUUGAUUUCCCCCCCCCCCACCAUAAUUACGGUUUCCUCUGUCAUCUGACAGCAGCCAGACUGCACAGCACAUCCCCCACCUGCCCGCCCCCUCAGAAAUAUCAUCGCUGUCUCAUUCCAAAGGAUUCAUCUCACUUCCUUGCCAGUUCACCAGAAACUCCUGACUAAUGUUUUAGGCCUGGGCUGUGGCUCACAGACACGGCCCUGGCAGCUGCCGGGGGGGUGGGG
Paramormyrops kingsleyae is the source of this 13198-nucleotide messenger RNA. RefSeq names its product voltage-dependent T-type calcium channel subunit alpha-1I-like. Gene Ontology annotation, cellular component: voltage-gated calcium channel complex; voltage-gated sodium channel complex; plasma membrane. NCBI's taxonomy places the organism in Eukaryota, Metazoa, Chordata, Actinopteri, Osteoglossiformes, Mormyridae. Gene Ontology annotation, biological process: calcium ion import; calcium ion transmembrane transport; membrane depolarization during action potential. The record is from RefSeq and is a predicted model, not a curated record. Gene Ontology annotation, molecular function: voltage-gated sodium channel activity; low voltage-gated calcium channel activity.